GAUCAUUGCCUCAUAAUCACGCGACGUUUCGUAUCCUAGGUGCGAGCUAGACGCUUCGACAGAAGCUUGCGGUUUGUUCGUUAUUGUCGCACUGGAAUAUGUAAGGGCUAUAAAGAGUGAGUUUUAACUUUGCCCUUGUAAAAGUGCAUGAGAUUUUUUAAAAUAAGCGACUCGGAUAUGGCAAAGGGCGGCUUUCCCGAAACGUUGUUUUCCUUGGAGGUGGUGGUGGAUUAUGUUCAGAUCGAUGUAAACACUGGAGCAGAGCCGUUAGUGCCUGCAGUGGCCAUACGCUUGCUGGAUUUCCCAACAUUGCUGAUUUAUCGGACUGAUGAGGGGAAGCAAGAUAACUCCUCUGACGAUGAUUUGGACUUUGAAAAAGAAAAUGUGGGAAUAUUAAAUGGACACCGUACACUGCAGACGUGUGGCAAGUAUUCUUUCAAGAGAGGCAAAUCUUGCUUGAUUAAAAUGAGUCUGAAUGCAUUGCAUGUUCAUUUGACUAACACACCGCUCUAUGUGAUGAUACUGGACCUCAGAAGAGAUGUACCCAAACUUGUUGGAAGUUUUUUUGUUUCUUUGAGUAAAGCCAUUGACCAAAUAAAGCAAGAGGUUGCACGGCGGGGCAUCUCCAUGCCAUCUUGCCAGAGUGAAAGGAACAUUCAUAUUAUCAAUAAUUUAAUGGGCGAGCGAGUGGGUCACAUUUCCAUGGGUUACAAAAUACUGAGCCUGGGAGCCAGCCUGAUCCCGCAUAUUCCAGAAAAUAGAUUACUGAAAUCUGGCUCAGGUGAACCAGAGGUUCAUAUUAUUGAGCAAGAAAAAAUUACCACAAUACCUCUAGAAAAAGAAAAGAAAAACAAAGAAGACCCUCCAGAGCCCGAGAAGUCUAGUUAUUCAGAAUUACAGAGUAAGGAAGACAAUGGCUCACCGGUGCUUCUUCAGUGGAUUGACAUUGAGGGCAAACAAACUGAGGUUGUUGUUUCUGAGCAAAGUAAAGAUAUGAACCAGAUAACAACUACUGGGACACAAACUGCAACUCGGAAGACAAAGAAAAACAGGAAUACUCAAUUGCCAGAAAGAAGUGAGUUUGAUUUUGCUGCUGAUUUUUCAGACUUUUGCCCUCCACCACUUUUCUUUUGUCAGUCAGCCAUUGACCGAGCACUAAAUGAUCCUGAGCCCCCAUACACUGAAAAUGAUCCGGAGGCUAUGAGAGUAGAGGAACUUUGCUCAGAGUCUGAUGAAGAUGAAGAGCAACUGGAUACAGAAGAAGAACAGAGUGCACGUUUAGAGAAAAAGCAAGUCAAAAAAUCUGAUUUAAAGAAUCAAGACAGGGCUACAGGGGGUCCCCAUGUGCAUGUGCCACACAUGACCACAGCUCUGGGUGAGGCUUUGAGACAGUUGCCUCUGCUGAAUGCCCUUCUGGUUGAAAUUUCUAUGUUGUCUCAUCAGCCUCAACAACUGCCUCUAUCAAUACAUCCUGGCCUGGCAGGCUUAUACAGAACUAUGGAACAGCAUUCCAAGGAAAGUGCAAAUGAGGCAAAACCAGACUCCGCGACAAAUGCAGCUGAAAUCACACAGAAGCUGACUCGUCAGAAUAAGACCAUUACAAAACUCAAGUCAGUCCAGUCCUCAGCAAAACAAACAAUUUCUGCUCAUGGUAACCAACAAAAAGACAAGAUGAAACAGCAAAGGAAACUUGCCAAACCCCAAGAAAACUCAAGUAAACCAUCUUCUCCUCCCAAACGAAAACUGCUGUAUGGGCUGACAAAUACUUUACGUUUGCGGAUCCAGCAAACCAAUCCAGAUAUGCUACUGCAACAUGAACGAAGGGAGAUGUACAGGAAAAAGCAGAUGGAGCUUAUGAAGGCAAAGAAUUCCAAGUUUUCUAAAGGCAGAGGGGUCAAGUUGUCAAAGCGAGUUCAUGGAAUGAGUGACAUAUUGUUUAGAGGCAAUCAUUUUGAUGAGAACAUACAAACGAUGAUUAACAGUUUAGAUAUGGACUCUCCACGGUCAAUCAACAAAGAGCACCAGGGAUUUAAGGAUGUGGGAGUAGGAGCAGAUGCAGUGAAUACACAUCAAGUACAAAAUCAAGGAAAAAUACAGGCAAAUUCUCCAACGCCACCUCAGAGCAUUUCAGAGCAGGGCAAUGGUAGAAAUGUUCAGGUGUCUGUCCCUAGAGUGAACCCGGAGUCAGACCACAGCUUCCAUGAUGCAGAGAGUGAGGAUUGCAAUUUCCCUUUGACUGGAAUCACCAAUCCAGGUUUUCAAAGUAUGAGCCUAGAAGAUGAUCCUCAAAACCCAAACAACAGUGGACUGUUUAGCUCAGAACCUAGAUAUUCAGAUGAUUUCAUUGACAGUCCAGAUCCAGUUGGAUAUUCAGACGAUUUCACCAGUCCGGAACCCAAUGGCAGAUACUCUACUAAUUUUGAUAGCAGCCAUGAGCCAGUAAGGGAUAGUCCAGCAUCCCCACGUUCAGAUAGUACUUCUGAUAGCAGUAAUGGACAUUAUUCAGUUAGGAAUCGUAAACCUAAAGCUCCAAGCCCAAUACAUUUUGACGAAUCAGACCAGUCCUUGAAAGGCACAUUUGUAAUUGUGAACAAUAGAAACAAACCCGCCUCGGGGUCAUCAUCAAAUGGGAACAGUAGUCCGUCUUCUUUGACAGAUACCCAUCCGAAACCUUAUAGUGGUGGAAGCCUUGAGAAGGCUAUGGUUCCUAAGAUAAAAGAAGUCAGUAAAACAAAUUUCAGUUUUGCGGAGGGCCCUGUGUUUUCUGGUAAAAAGAAUCGCACAGUCAUUUCCAAAGAAGUGGGCUCUUCGGUUGAAAAGGCCAGUCACCAUUUCACUGACUCAGAGGACGAGGAGCGAGAUGAACUGACCUCAUUAGGAUUCAGUAACCAGUACCAUCACAUUUCAGAAUUAGUUGGAAGCAAGCUUCCUGGAUACACAUUAUGAACCUUGAAACAAAAACAAUUGAUUUCCUUUUUCCUCCAUUGUGUUUUAAUAAAAAAGUAAACUAGAGUGAAAUACUGGUUGAUUUUGGGACUUGCAAUGAAUUAACCAGUAUUUUGUAAAAAAAAAAAAAGUUUGAAAAUUUUUUGUAGUUGAACUGUAAUGAGGUAAUCUUAUCUGCAUUGUCAUUUGUAGCUUGGGCGUGUGAGGACUACAUCCCUAAUUUAAAAGCAAUUUCAUCGUGUGGUAUUUGGAAGUGGUUGCCAAAUCACAUAACCAAGACAGGUAAUCUGGUUGGAUAAUAAAUUGAGUUUUAAGAUACUGGAAUUGAUUUACUGUAUAUAACAACAUUUUGGGUCAUCUAUUUAUGUAAGUGUGUACUCGAGUGGCCUCACUGUAGUUGUAGCUUGAAUGCUUUCUGCAUAUCUGCCCCCCUUUCACUGUCUCGAACAAGGGGCUCAAGCUCUG
Messenger RNA from Erpetoichthys calabaricus (reedfish), 3411 nucleotides. RefSeq names its product microtubule associated protein 10 (gene map10). The record is from RefSeq and is a predicted model, not a curated record. The coding region runs from base 148 to 2946 and encodes 932 amino acids. NCBI's taxonomy places the organism in Eukaryota, Metazoa, Chordata, Cladistia, Polypteriformes, Polypteridae. Gene Ontology annotation, cellular component: midbody; mitotic spindle pole; centrosome. Gene Ontology annotation, molecular function: microtubule binding. The transcript has a single exon. Gene Ontology annotation, biological process: positive regulation of cytokinesis; cytoplasmic microtubule organization; mitotic spindle midzone assembly.